This is a messenger RNA of Anolis sagrei ordinatus, 1351 nucleotides long. It is a transcript of the gene RAD51C, whose product is annotated as RAD51 paralog C. Gene Ontology annotation, cellular component: Rad51B-Rad51C-Rad51D-XRCC2 complex; Rad51C-XRCC3 complex; replication fork. Lineage: Eukaryota; Metazoa; Chordata; Lepidosauria; Squamata; Anolidae. Gene Ontology annotation, biological process: meiotic DNA recombinase assembly; DNA repair; reciprocal meiotic recombination. The record is from RefSeq and is a predicted model, not a curated record. Gene Ontology annotation, molecular function: crossover junction DNA endonuclease activity; ATP-dependent DNA damage sensor activity; ATP binding.
UCCUUCCAAAAUGGAGGCCAGGGAUGUGGGCACUUUGCCUCUCGCCCCGGGCCUCAGGGCCAAGCUCGUCGCCGCCGGUUUCCAAACGGCGGGCGACCUGACAGAAACGGGUCCCUGCCAGCUUAGUAAAGAAACAGGAAUCUCUAAAGAGGAGGCGUUAGAAAUUCUGCAAGUAGUGAAACGGGAGCAACAGGACGAAGGAGGAAAGGCUUCUGGGGAAGCCACGUCUAUCAGGAAAUAUACAGCGCUCGAACUUUUGGAAGAAGAGCAAGCCCAAGGCUUCGUCGUAACGUUCUGCUCUGCUCUGGAUGGAGUCCUGGGUGGCGGCAUUCAGCUGGCCAAAAUCACGGAGAUCUGUGGCGCUCCGGGUGUUGGCAAAACACAGCUAUGCAUGCAAUUGACGGUGGAUGUACAAAUCCCGGAGAGCUUUGGAGGGCUCGCUGGAGAAGCCGUUUUCAUCGAUACGGAAGGGAGCUUUAUGGUCGACCGAGUGGCCGAUAUGGCAGCAGCCUGUGUCCAGCAUUGCCGGCUUAUUGCAGAGACGCAUCCAGAUGAAGACCAUCCACCAGCCUUGGAGACUUUCUCCCUUGAAAAUAUCCUCUCCCAUAUCUACUACUUCCGUUGCCAUGACUAUGUGGAGCUGUUGGCACAAGUCUAUCUGCUGCCUGACUUCCUCUCUGAACACCCAAAGGUCCGGAUGGUGGUGAUUGAUGGCAUUGCCUUUCCUUUCCGACACGACUGGGAAGAUCUCUCCCUGCGAACACGGCUCUUGAAUGGCUUGGCUCAGCAGCUGAUCAGUAUCGCCAACGAUCACACAUUAGCUGUAGUGCUGACCAAUCAAAUGACAACGAGAUUUGGACAAAGCCAUUCCUCAUUGGUGCCUGCCUUAGGAGAAAGCUGGGGUCAUGCAGCUACCAUCCGUUUAAUUCUGCACUGGGACAACAAACAGAGGCUAGCAACGUUAUACAAGUCACCGAGUCAGAAGGAAUCGACGGUGCCGUUUUCCGUUACCUCUCACGGAUUCAGAGAUGCCGAGCAGCCACAUUCAACUCCAGCCCUGGCAGAAAGUGAAGCAAACCCUCGCAAAAGGCCACGGGUUGAACACGGAGGAGGAGGAGAAGAAGAAGAACCAUUGUAAAUAAAUAUUUUGUCCCUGCUUCCGGUUGAAAAUGUUUGCACUGUGGAUGGACUUCAACGUUGUUCAAGAGACUUAUUCAACUUGGAUAAGACGUACCUUUAAAGUUAAUCUGCGUGAUUGUAAUUUUAUCUUCCUCAUUUCUGUGUUGUUAUUGUUUUCCUCCUUCCCCGGGUGUAAUUUUUCCUUUUCAAAUAAAUGGUGACAUUUUCUGUA